GGAGCUGCCUCACUACUAACUUUUCAAACCAACAGACCACUAGUUACUUCCGCCUCUCCGGUUUUGCUUCCGCCACUGUUUUCGCCGCCGAGAAAGUUGAAGAAGUCGUCGGAGUUAAGCUCAGCAUCUUCAUGCUGAUUUUCACUACCAAAAUGACGACGAGUUUCAGCCAGGUAGUCUUGUCUCGGAUGCUUCAAGGAUAAACCAUUUUGGUGUGUUCGUUGGAUUCAAGUUCACCAGAGUCUGACUGCGAAUAUAUUGGCAAAUCACAGUUGUUAGUUUCAGUGGAAUAGCAGAUCGGAAAGGAAGAGCUUGAAAUUAUAUGAGAGCAGACAAAACGUUUCUGAUUCUUUCUUGCCGAAGAUCCUUAACUAUCUACUUUGUGGAUUCCUUCUCACAUUGGCAUUUGGCAUUUCUGCAUUGGCUUCUAGUAAUUCAUACACAUGGUAGUUGGGCUUCAUGACAAUGAAUAAGUUGGAGUUUCCAGCUCGCAAGUUUUCCUGUAAUUUUGAGAUCACCAGAAUGAAGAAAUCCUAUGGUGGUAUUGUGGCUGCAUCUUUAUUUAUGCUGCUAGUCCUCAGAUAUGCCAUCACAAACUAUCCCAUUGGUGAUAGUUACUUGACCAAUGCAUUGUACUCCAAUUCCACCAAUCCAACGGGAAUUAAUCCUCUUGAAUGGUUGAAUACCGCUCCGCCUGUAGUUGAAAAUCCAGUGAAUGUUUCUCAAGUGGUUUCUGCUGAGAAAAUAAUCUCUAGUCUCUUUGCUCAUAGGAAUUUAUCCAAUGAAGAGCAGCAAACUUUGAACACAUGGAAACUUUUGAAGAACCUUAUCAACCAAGGUCAGGGUUUGCCUAAUGCUGUUGAUGCUAUAAAGGAAGCUGGAGGUGCAUGGAAUAGCCUUAUGGAUUCGGUUGAAGAGCAAAGACUUGGUUAUACUAAUGAAAGUUCACCAGGGAGAACAAAACAGUGUCCUCAUUUUCUUAGUAAAAUGAAUGGGACGGAAAUCGAUAAUAGUGGUUACAAGUUGCGGGUCCCUUGUGGCCUCACUCAAGGAUCGUCCAUUACGGUAAUUGGUAUCCCAAAUGGAAUUCUUGGCAGUUUCCGGAUUGAUUUGACCGGCGAGCCCCUCCCAGGGGAACCUGAACCACCCAUUAUAUUGCAUUACAAUGUUAGGCUAAACGGUGAUAAGCUGACUGAGGACCCUGUAAUCGUCCAAAAUAGCUGGACUAUUGCUCAUGAUUGGGGUGAUGAGGAGCGCUGCCCGUCUCCCACUCCUGAAAAGAACAAGAAAGUUGAUGAGUUGGACAACUGCAACAAGAUAGUUGGAAAAGUUGGAGAGCAGAGAAUACGUUCCAAUGUCUCAAGGCAGUCUUCAGUUCAAGAUGGAUCAAAGCCCAGAAAAUACUUUCCUUUUAAGCAAGGCUAUCCAUUUGUUGCUACACUUAGAGUAGGCUCAGAAGGAAUUCAAAUGACAGUUGAUGGGAAGCAUAUAACAUCAUUUGCUGUCCGCGAAACUUUGGAGCCAUGGCUUGUUAACGAAGUAAGGAUAUCUGGUGACUUGCAAUUAAUUUCAGUCUUGGCCAGUGGCUUACCAACAUCAGAGGAUUCGGAGCACAUUGUUAAUCUAGAAGAACUCAAAUCCGCUCCGCUCUCUCUUCACAAGCAAUUGGAUCUCUUCAUUGGUGUUUUCUCUACCGCAAACAAUUUUAAACGAAGGAUGGCUGUUCGAAGAACAUGGAUGCAGUAUGCACCAGUGAAAUCAGGGGCAGCUUCGGUGCGCUUUUUUGUUGGUCUGCAUAAAAACCAGAUAGUGAAUGAGGAACUCUGGAAUGAGGCAAAGACCUAUGGGGACAUUCAAUUGAUGCCUUUCGUUGAUUACUAUGGCCUCAUCACAUGGAAAACUUUGGCCAUCUGUAUCUUUGGGACAGAGGUUGUUUCAGCAAAGUUUGUCAUGAAGACCGAUGACGACGCAUUUGUCCGUGUGGAUGAAGUGCUAGCUUCCUUAAACAGGAUCAAGGUGACCAGCGGCUUGCUCUAUGGACUCAUUAACUCAGAUUCCCAACCUCAUCGAAAUCCAGACAGCAAAUGGUACAUCAGCCCUGAGGAAUGGCGUGAAGAAAAUUACCCACCUUGGGCACAUGGUCCUGGUUAUGUGGUGUCAAGUGACAUUGCAAAGGCAGUUUCCCAGCGGUACAAAAAAGGAAGUUUAAAGAUGUUUAAGCUAGAAGACGUGGCGAUGGGCAUCUGGGUUGCAGAAAUGAAAAAGGGGGGUUUGAAAGUACGGUACGAGAAGGAAGAUAAAGUCUACAACGAGGGUUGCAAAGAUGGCUACAUCGUUGCACAUUACCAAGGUCCAAGGGAGAUGCUUUGUCUCUGGCAGAAAAUUCAAGAAGGACAAGUUGCUAAAUGCUGUGGGGGUGAGAUAUAGAACACAUUAUCAGAUCAUUCUAUUGGUAACUUUUCUAAAGCUUCAUCCGAGUUGAAGAGGAAAAUCAUGGUCACCCAUCUUUUUGUAGAGUAGCGGACCAAGAUUGAGGAAAGACGAGAAGAUUACACUAACCGAAGUGAAGCUAUAUAUAUUAGCUACUCGUUGAUCGAUUUUUGUAUAGUAAUGCUAUAUAGUGAUGCCGUAGUGUAAGCGUUCAGCUUAGUAUGAGCAUGAGAGUUCUGAAUGUAUAGAAUCCGGUAGCAUGAUAUGCACCUAUAUUAGGUUAUUACCUAGAAUCCCUUAGGUUGUAAGUUGUAACAGGUAACAUGGUUGAAUGAAUUUCACUCAUUCUUAACUCAGACUCUUCGCUCAUCAAUACAAAUGGACAACGUUUCACAUGCAUAA
Molecule: messenger RNA, 2832 nt
Organism: Fragaria vesca subsp. vesca
Lineage: Eukaryota; Viridiplantae; Streptophyta; Magnoliopsida; Rosales; Rosaceae
Product: beta-1,3-galactosyltransferase 15-like
Exons: 9
Coding region: 460-2427 (655 amino acids)
Cellular component (GO): Golgi membrane
Molecular function (GO): UDP-galactose:N-glycan beta-1,3-galactosyltransferase activity; carbohydrate binding
Source: RefSeq, a predicted model, not a curated record